Messenger RNA from Zasmidium cellare ATCC 36951, 1473 nucleotides. RefSeq lists its product as uncharacterized. The record is from RefSeq and is a predicted model, not a curated record. Gene Ontology annotation, molecular function: transmembrane transporter activity. Bases 1 to 1473 code for a protein of 490 amino acids. Lineage: Eukaryota; Fungi; Ascomycota; Dothideomycetes; Mycosphaerellales; Mycosphaerellaceae. Gene Ontology annotation, biological process: transmembrane transport. The transcript is spliced from 8 exons. Gene Ontology annotation, cellular component: membrane.
AUGUCGCCAUCCCCGAAACGAGACUCCCAGGUAAAGGAGACCGUCGACAUGGUCGAGAAGGCUGAGCAAGAGUCGACCGCAAUCACGCAACCCGUGAUCGACAACGAGCGGACAGCGCAGAUACGCAGGCAAUUCGAUCGUCGAGUCCUGCCUCUCGUCUGCUGUCUUUACGUUCUCUCAUACUUGGACAGAGGUAACAUUGGCAAUGCCAAGACAGCCGGGGCACAGCAAGACUUGGGUCUCAGCAGUGCUCAGUGGUCUUGGGUGCUCAACGCCUUCUACAUUUGUUAUGUUCUCUUCGAGUGGACGACUUUGUUCUGGAAGCUUUUGCCUGCCCACAUCUACGUUGCUGUACUGUGCAUAUGUUGGGGUGCUGCGGCGAUGUGUUCGGGUGCGGUCCGCAACAUGGCCGAGCUCAUAGUCUGUCGAGCAUUGCUGGGCAUCUUCGAGGCCGGGUUUGGUGCCGGCGCUCCUUACUAUCUCUCCCUGUUUUACAACCGUCAAGAGCUCGGUUUCCGCGUAUCGGUCUUGCUGGGAAUGUCGCCCUUGGCAAAUUGUUUUGCCUCCGCUCUGGCGUUUGGCAUCACUCACAUCCGGCACUCCAUUGAAUCGUGGAGGUGGCUGUUCAUCAUCGAGGGUGCACCGACUGUACUGUUUUCUGUGAUUGUCUACUUCUUCCUUGCGGACGCCCCAGACAAAGCCAAAUUCUUGAACCAAGACGAUCAAACACUCGCGCUCGAGAGGCUGGAGACCUUCGACAACACCAAGAAGUCUAAGGUCUCCUGGAGACAGGUCAUUGCAGGUCUUGGAGACUACCAAAACUAUGUUCAUACUAUCAUUCACUUCUGUUGCAACUAUUCGUUUGCCGGUCUCUCCAACUUCUUGCCAACCAUCGUCGAGAACAUGGGCUACUCGUCGAUCAACGCACAGGGUCUCACAGCGCCUCCGUACUUGGUGAGCUUCCUCUGCUGCAUCGCAGGUGCUGUUCUCUCAGACCGUUUCGGCAAGCGAGGCUGGAUCGUGGCUUUCUGCUCUGCGGUCGGUGGUGUCGGUUACCUGAUACUUGCGAUUGUUGAAGAUGACAGCAAAACGGGCGUCCGCUAUGCUGGUGUCUGGCUUGCGACUUGCGGCAUCUUCCCAGCACUCGCCAUCAACAUCACUUGGCUGCUCAACAACCAGCAAGGCCACUCCAAGCGCGGUGCUGGUCUGGCGCUGCUGGCCAUGUUUGGGCAGUGCAGCUCCUUCGCGAGCAGUACGCUCUUCCCAAAGUCUGACGUUCCCUAUUUCGUGCGUGGUUGCGCGGUUGGUUGCGGCCUGACCUUCACCAUCACGAUACUGAGCCUUUGCCACCACUUCGCACUGGAACUGCAGAACAAGAAGCGGGAAAGACUUCAUGGUCCCGUCGAUGCCACACUGAGGCUGGACGUCACGGAAGAUGGGGAUCGCAACCCGAACUUUCGAUAUUUGACCUAA